This is a messenger RNA of Coccomyxa subellipsoidea C-169, 1797 nucleotides long. RefSeq names its product hydroxymethylglutaryl-CoA synthase. NCBI's taxonomy places the organism in Eukaryota, Viridiplantae, Chlorophyta, Trebouxiophyceae, Coccomyxaceae. The coding region runs from base 238 to 1797 and encodes 519 amino acids. The transcript has 10 exons. The record is from RefSeq and is a predicted model, not a curated record. Gene Ontology annotation, molecular function: hydroxymethylglutaryl-CoA synthase activity. Gene Ontology annotation, biological process: acetyl-CoA metabolic process.
GUGAUGCUUUAUUUCGUCGGUAAUUGGCAUCGAGCGGGUCGUAAAUUGUUCUGGAGCUCUUGCCGAUCAGCUGUGGCCGUUGUUUCCAUCUGAGGCAUGCCAUCUUUUUCACUUGAACCAUUCAUUUGGCCUCAUCGUGGCUUUUGCUUGCUUUCUAUUCAGCGAUUGAUGUCAAACGUCUUCCGUUGCAAAUCGAAUCCUUAAUGCGUGCGUUAUAUGACUUGAACAGCACAGCAGAUGGCUCUAGUUGAAAGAUACCACACCCAGGAGGCCAAGCAGUUUAUCAAUGGGCAACCUGAUGAGCCUCAGCGGAUCGAUGACGAACCAGUGGAGGCUGGACAGCCGGUGAGAAAAGCAGUGAGUCUUGUCCAGUCGGAGGAGAGGGCCAAGCACGUUGGCAUCCUUGCCCUGGAAGUCUACUUUCCCAACAUCUACGUGUCCCAAGAUGAGCUCGAGGUGCACGACAAGGUGGCCCAAGGGAAAUAUACCUUGGGCUUGGGACAGCGGUGCAUGGCUUUCUGUGGAGACCAGGAGGAUGUGGUGUCCAUGAGUCUCACAGCGGUGCAUUCUCUGCUGGAGAAGUAUGAUGUGGACCCCAAGAGCAUUGGCAGGUUGGAGGUGGGCACAGAGAGUGCACUGGACCGCAGCAAGUCCAUCAAAACUUUCCUCAUGACCCUCUUUGCCGAGCAUGGCAAUCACGACAUUGAGGGGGUGGACAGCCUCAAUGCCUGCUACGGGGGCACAGCAGCGCUAUUCAAUGCGGUGAAUUGGGUGGAGUCGCGCGCAUGGGACGGCCGCCUGGCAAUUGUGGUUGCCACUGACAUCGCCAUGUACGCGGCCGGGCCGGCCCGGCCCUCCGGCGGCUGCGGCGCAAUUGCCAUGCUUAUAGGCCCGGAUGCACCGCUGGAUUUAGAGCGAGGCUUGUGCGCGAGCCACAUGGAGCAUGCCUACGACUUCUACAAACCCUGCGGCUUCUACCCCCUGGUGGAUGGAAAGAGCUCGGUGGCCUGUUACCUGAUCGCCCUGGACCGAUGCUAUGCAAGCCUUUGUGAGAAAUUUGAGCGGCAACGGCGACGAGCCACUUUGGGCAAUACAUGCACGCAAUCAAAUGGCUCGCCUCCCAGGUUCAGCCUGGCGGACGCAGACUUCUGCAUACUGCACUCACCCUUUGUGAAAAUGGUGCGCAAGGGGUUCGCCCGGCUGGUCUACCAAGACCACCUGCGCGCCAAGUCCAGGAAUCAGGCCCUGCAGGCCACUCGAGCGGGAGCGGCCUCGCUGGACGCAUAUCCGGCAGACCCGGACGCGUUUUCACCGGAGAGCUAUUCAGAUCGGGGGCUGGAGCGCGCGGCGACGACAGCGUCUGCUGAGGCGUUCUCUCGCAUGGUGCAGCCGGGACUCACCGCCGCGGCCGAGUGCGGCAACAUGUACGCGGCAUCGGUGCAUGCCGGGCUGGCGUCGCUGAUAGAGGCGGAGGGAACUGCGCUGGAGGGGAGACGCGUGCUCAUGUACAGCUAUGGCAGCGGCCUGGCCGCCUCGCUCUGGUCCCUCAUCGGACGCCGCAUCGACGGCAAAUUCGCCCUCGGCAGCGUCGCAUCAAAGCUGGACAUUCAGGCGAGGCUGGCGGCGCGGCGGAGGGCGGACCCGGCAGAGUUUGUGGCAACGCUUGAGCUGCAAGAGCGGCGGCACGGAGAGGCAGGGUACAAACCGGAACGGCCGAUUAGCGAUCUGCGCAGCGGCACUUACUACCUGUGCGAGGUGGACUCACUCUACCGCAGAACAUAUGCGCGCAAAAGCUGA